Messenger RNA from Taeniopygia guttata (zebra finch), 9047 nucleotides. NCBI's taxonomy places the organism in Eukaryota, Metazoa, Chordata, Aves, Passeriformes, Estrildidae. The record is from RefSeq and is a predicted model, not a curated record.
UGAUUCUUGUGGUUUUAUGUUUUUAUUAAUUUUAUUUUCAGUUGGUUUACAUUUAGCAAUUUAAUUAGGUAAUAGAUUAUGCAGAAAAAGAAGUCAUAGCUCUGCAGCAGGGACACAAAUGUGGAAUUUUAUAGCAGAAGAGGAAAUGGAGAAGAAAGCUUUGAUUUAUUGCUUAAUGUACUUACAGCUGAGAAACUUUAGGGGGUUUUGGAUGCAUGUUAAGUGUUGAAAAUAUGUCUGAUGCCCCACUCACCCGUGUGACACACUGCCAUCAGCCCAUCCCAUUGUCCCGUGUGGCGCUUGUGCUGCUGCAGUGCCGGUGAGCUCUGUGUGCUGUGCAGACCCCUCCGUGCUGAACCAGGUGCUCUCAGCCUGGAGCUCUGCCGAAGCUUUUGCAGGAACAGGUGGGUUGGAAACAGGUAUAUUUUGGUAGGAGAGUUUUUUGUGAGCAACACAUGAAUUUUAGUGAGUUGCAUUCCAAGUGGGCCCCUGUCAAGUUCACCAGAAGUGAGAAAGCUGAACCAGAGAGGCCCAGGUGAGGCUGUGUUGGGUGUGGGUGGAUAUUACUGUUGGUUUAGCAGGAAAUGUGAGCCCUACAAAAGCAAGGGGCUUUAAAAAUGGUUACCUUUAAGUAUUUUGAGCUACAAUUAAAUAAGAGUGGAAGUCCAAGGACCAUAUUAUAGUAGAAGCUUUUAUUUUUAGUAUAACUGCCUAUCGUUGAGAAAAAAAAAAUGAGAGGAAUGUUGGUGGUUGCUCUUGCUGCUCCCUGCUGCUGUCUCACCUUCUUGUGUUACUGGGAUAUGAGAACAUGUGGCAUUUGGAAUGCAGAAUGGGCAGCAAAAUGUAGGGGCUGAUUUCAGCCUUUGUAUGUUAACAGCUAUCAUGGGAGAGAAUUAAUCUCCAUUUUGGAUUGUCUUAGUUUACUGGGAUGGAGGAAUAUCUGACUGACGUGAUGACAAUUUUCCCAAUUACUUUUUUCACCAGAAAUGUUGUAGCCUAAGUUUUGUCCACCUUUUGGACAGGAAGCAAAGGGCUUGCCAGCCACCCCAAUCCAUGUCUCUCAGCAUUAGCAAACCAGAGGAUAGAGCUAGGGACUGUGUACAGCAUGGAGUGUUCCUGUAGCCUGGCCAGGAUUGUGCCAACUGAAGGCUGAGGGAGACCUGGACAACACCCUACAGGUAAAGGGGAGUUGGUGAGUUACCAAGGAGUUAUUUGGGGGUGGGAAUGGGCUAGAAUUGCUUGACAAACUUGUCAACAGGUGAGUGUGGAAAGAUGUAUUGGCUAUUAACAUUUCUGGGAUAUUUGUGUGGAAAUGCUUCUUGGCAUAUCUCAGGUAAGAAUUGAUCCCAUUCCCUAGAGAACAGGGACCUUCCCUGUUGUUUGUUGAUAGUCGUGGUGGGGCCAGGGCUGCCCCAGAUGCAGUCCUGCAGGAUGAUCAUGCUUCUGUGUUCUCUUUGCUGGUGCUCAGCCCCUGUCCCUGAGUUACUCACAGCAUCAAACCACCUCCCAUACAGAGAGGCUGGCAAGUCUGCACCUGUCCUCAGGCAACCACUGACCUGAGCAGAGAGGGACAAUGUUUGCUGGAGUCUGGGAAGGGUGAGGGCCACCUUCCCCACUGUAAUUCCCUCUCCCUGAUCUGCCAUUCAUGCAGGAACAGAAGAUCUUUGAGGCUCAGCUCUCAGUGCUGCCAUUUCAGGACCUUGCUCUCCUAUCUCUUGCCCAUCCCCUGCUCAGGGGAGCUGUCGUGCUGCCUCACUGCCAUGUUCCAUGCCCAGUGUUGAACCUGGGGACCUUCUGUAAGCAAUACAUUGCUCUUUCUCCAUCUGCCCAUUAAGGAGGCUAUAGCAGGGGCUUUCUGGUGCUUCUCAGUCUUCUUGGCUGUUGGGAAAGUUGAUGUCUGUAUACAGUUUCCUCGCUUUGUGCCCUGUGGUUGUGAUUCCAGCCUUUGGUCACUUUUUAAGCUAAUCAGAAACUGAAUUAUUUCAUGCUUUCAAAAUCCAAGAUGAUCCUUCUGUGAUGGACGGAUGGGAAAUAAACCCGAGGGAGUCCAAGUCCCAAUACUAAUCCUGAAAAGGUAAGACCAGCCCCAUUUCCAUCAAGAUAAGAGAUUGUGAGUAUAACAGAAAGUGCCACAGAUGUUUGGACUUAAUUUAUUACUUGUUGAUUGCCCUGUGAUUUCUUCUUAGGUUUAUGCAGGUGGUGAAUGUUACAUCCCAUCCAUCUUCCCACAUUCCCCAGAGUGGCAGGUUCCAGCUCAGUGCCUGAGCCUGGCUCUGGCAAACCUGACUCCUCUGCACGGCUUUCAAGGGCUUUGCUGCUUUGAGGUAGAUGCUGAUGCAUGUAGUGGUGCUUUGCUGAAUAAGGCACCCCCAUGGUUUUCCAGAUGUCUCUGUUUUCCCUCCACCUCAUGAUUAUUCUGCUGGAGAGAACAAUCAGUUUCUGCUCCCUCAGGUUUUGCACCAUCACUCUGACUUAGCUAAUCUACAAGCUUAGCCUUUUCGAGAUAGCUUAUGUGCUGGAAGGGUUUUUGGGGUGUCACUAAACUCAUGCCUUUUGUUUGGUAUGACCUGUUCAAAGCUGGUGUCACUGUGCACUCCCUUUACAACAGGGAGUAGUGCACAGUGUGCAGCAGAGCCAGGUAUGUUCAUCUGAGCUGAAUUCAUUCUGAGCAAAAACUGACAAAUCUCUAAGUCAGUGGAGCUCUGCUCUUUAUACACAAAGCAAGCACAAAUUAAGUUUAUGGUAAUUCCAUCUGCCUUUUCCUACCUUGAGAUUAAUCUCUGGCAUUAAAGAUCCUCCAGGUAGAUGAGAUGCAUCCAAAGGGUGACUCAUUGGUUUGAGUCAAAUACGGCUGAAGCUUUUGUUGCUGCAGGAGAUAAGAGGAAAAAGUGUUUCCUGUGAGAGUUUGUAACAAUCUUUCUGAUAUGGAUGCAGCAGAGGCAGGCAGUCUCCAGGUCUGUGUCCCACAGUUAGUGUGACUCUGUGGUUCUGAAACAUUCACACAUGCUGCAAUUCCACCACAGCAGCUCCUAAAGCUGCACCUCCUCCAAGGACCAAGGGCUGAGUGAUGUGGUCUGGAUUUACAGGGGAGUUGCAGAGAAAUUUAGAAGUAUUUGCUGUAAACUUCUGCUCCGUGUUACCUGUCCAGUAGGGAAAAAAUUAGUUUAAAGUUCUGCUCAGGGUUAACCUGAUAAAAACUACACUGAGCUCAGCUCCUGAGGGAACUGGCACUGCUGAAAUGUGCCUUGAUGUCCUCCACUGUCAGAAAGCUGGUGUCAGUGGAUCCUGUUUCCUCAAGCUGUCUCUUGUUAGGUUUUUUCCUAGUCUAGACAACAAAAUUAAUCCUUUUAAGUAUUUUCACCAUUACCCCAGAGUAUGCUGGUCAUAGUCAGGGUACUUACUUGCCUAUGGGUUACAUUUCUACUCCUCUGCCUUUUCUUGGAUUUCCCUGCUGAAUGCAGAUUCUGCAUCUCAAUCUGAUUUUUUAUUAUGUUUUCCAGACCCUCGGGCUGGAGUAGACCUGCUAAAUUUGUUCACCACCGUUUCCUACUAAUACUACAUUUGUCUAUUACUGCUUGGACCUUGUUCCUUGAAGGAGGAAGAAAUUGUUUUCAGAAAAAAUUAAUUCAAUUAACUUUUUUUUGCUUUGUUACUGUCCCAAUCCUUGUCAUCCCAGCCUCUCAAAGAAGCAAAAUGUUUUCCUUCCAGCCUGGAAGAAGUAAGGGGAUAUUGUUAAUUCCAGUUCUGUGUCCCUGGGGAUGGGACAGCACUCAAAUACUGCCUCUGUUCAUGUUCCUGUACCAGUAUUUUUGUCUUCUUUCUCUCUGGGUUUGAAGUUGGAAGGAUGGAGAUGGUGUCUGGAAAAGAUGGGAGAUGACCUCUGUGUUCCCACUGGGAAAGGUUACCGGCAGAUAGCUGAAUAACCAUCUGUUUUCUUUUCCCAGGCUUCCUUUGCUGUGGUGCUAAGAAACUGAGUCUGCUCUGCAUGGUGGGUUUGCAGUGCUGAGCCCCUGCAUCAUUCCUGUGUCCUGUGUCACUCAGGGCGGUAGGUUCCCUCUUCCACAGGGAUGGAAACGGGUCAAUUAAAGCCUUUUGGAAUAUAACACUUCGGCAGUCUUUAAAAGAAGCUGUGUAAUGCACUGCACUAUGCUCUGCUUAACUCGGUUUUGGGUUCAUUUGAUGCAUUUAAUAUCCAGAACAAACUGGGGGAUCGGCUGGAAGUGCGGGAAAGCCCUGCAGAAACAACUUGGUACCUCUUCCGUGUGAGUGGAGGGGCUGGAGGGAGGUGCUGCAGAGCUCCCCUCCCUGCCCGCAGCUCCCAGCGCCGCUGGCCCCGGUAUUGUUGCUGCAGCUGGUGUUGUGAAUCAGGCCGACGACAAGCGCUUCCUACAAUCCGGCUAUUUCACUACACCAGGGUUGCAUCAUACCACUCGCUUCGCUCUUCGCCCGCCUCUGGAGCCCUCCUGAGUCUUCCGGAGCAUCUCUGGCUGUGCUGUGUUUAACAGACCCCCCGCUUCGGAGACUGAUUGGUGCUGUUUUGGGCAAAUCAGCGGUUUUGAUGAAACAGUGAGGUUCUAAAAUAAAGCCACUUGUGCUGGGUGUGAGUCUGCUGAUGCAUCUGUUGUGAGAGGAAGCUGGUGUCCACUUUGUGGAGGUUGUUGUGUGAGGUGCUGGGGUGAUGCUCUUUCCUGUCCCCACCUCACCCUUGUCCCUGCUCUCCAGGCUCCGAGGUGCUCUCCAGUGCUGCAGGGGCUGAGCAUGGAUGCAGACCGGGCUGCCUGCCCUCAGCUGCGCGGGGCUUGGGUGUUCUGCCCUCACACAAACAAGGGGGCUGGAGCAAGUCCUCAAAAAUCAGGUCAAAAUUUUUGUGUGAAUGCAGAGACAGCCAGAGGCAGCAGGCAGGCAGGCCCAAUUUUCCAUUAACUUGCAAAGCCACACGGAGCUGAAAUUCCAAUGGGCUGCCCUCGAAUUUUAUUGCUGGCCUUGUUUGCUGUCUUUGCUGAUCUUAUCUGUAACUGCUUUUGUGGCACAUGUGACAGGGGCUGCGGGAGUGUAAGAGGCGCCCAUCCCUCCCCCUGUCCUCACCUGCUGUGGCUGUGGGGAUACAGCCCACACAAGCUUCAGCUCGUGUAUUGUGUGAUGGGAGCAAGGGUUUAAGUGGCUUAUUAACUCUGGGAUGGGACUGGAGGCAGUUCUGAGCCCUGGGUGCUCAGUGGUACCGUGUCCCUGGGUCUGGCGGGGAAGGGGGCUGUGGGACCAUGGGCGUCUCUGCUGCCUGGAACUGAGAUCUGCCAGCUCCCAGCCCUGGACAAGCACAGACAGACUUACACUGCUCUGUACACGCUUUCUUCUCCAGCAGCCUGGAAUCUGAGUCCCAGCAGGGGCAUCCCUCACAUCCCUUGAUGUCAUGCUCCCCGCUUCCCUCUGGUUUCACUGUGAGAUAAAGGCGCCAUUCCCCUCCCCACAUCCGGCCCAGCUCCAUGCCACAGGCAGCGCCUUGGAGACCAGCCAAGAUGAUUUACGAGAUCUGACGGGUCUGGGGCAGUAUCCCAGGGAAGGGCGAGGGUGCGUGGGAGUCUUACUCCCUUUUUCCAUAAUAAAUCCCUGUGAACUGAAUGUUCCUGGGUUGGGGCCGGAGGCAAAUUCAGCGCUGCACUCCUCUGGUGAUCUGUCCUUGGGACUUAAUCUCAAAUCUGUUAUCGCUGCCCCCAUCGAGCGCUGGGAGGCAGUGAUGCCCAUUAUGGUGGUUUUGGUAUCCCUUCCAGCUAUUUUUUUCCCCCUGACCAGCUCAGGGUGGUUCAAGCUGAUUCCUGUCCUCUAUUAGCAUCAGUGGUGGGUGUGUGCUGGUCACCUCGCUCCAGUUUUGCGGGGUAUAAAGCCGGCAAGCCCCUCUUCACCCUGUCCCCCACCUGGCAGGCUCCUGGGCAGGGGCAAUGGCCGAGCUGCCCAUCCCAGAUCUGCCCCCGGCCCGCUGCAGCGGCCGCUUCACCAUCAGCACCCUGCUGGGCGUGGAGGAGGGGGGCAGGGGUCCCUACACACCCACCGAGGGGUCCAGCUGCGACAGCGUCCAGCCCACCCACCUGUCCAGCAGCACCCUCUGCACCAGGACCUUCGGCUACAACACAGUGGAUGAGGUGCCAGCCUACGACCACUAUGCCAACAGCAAGGGGGUGGGCGACCCCAGGAAGGGCAGGCCCUCGCUGGCUGACCUGCACUCCAUCCUCAAGGUAACAGGGGGUUUGGCUGUACCCAUAGCAUCUCUGGCAUCCCCUGGUCAUGCUGCUGAGGCUGGGCUGGAGGAGGCAGAAGGGGAGCCAGGCAGAGACUCCGUGCCAGAACCUGUCCGUUUUGGAUGGGUGAAGGGUGUCAUGAUUCGCUGCAUGCUGAACAUUUGGGGAGUUAUCCUCUACUUGCGCUUGCCCUGGAUCACCGCCCAGGCAGGAAUCGCCCUGACAUGGCUUAUCAUCCUCAUGUCUGUGACAGUGACCACCAUAACCGGCUUGUCCAUCUCUGCCAUAUCCACCAAUGGCAAAGUGAAGUCAGGAGGCACCUACUUCCUCAUCUCACGGAGCCUCGGGCCGGAGCUGGGCGGCUCCAUCGGGCUGAUCUUUGCCUUUGCAAACGCGGUGGCUGUGGCCAUGCACACAGUGGGCUUUGCUGAAACUGUCCGGGACCUGCUGCAGGAGCACAAUUCCCUCAUCGUGGACCCCACCAAUGACAUCCGAAUUAUUGGGGUCAUCACUGUGACGGUGCUGCUGGGCAUCUCCCUGGCUGGCAUGGAAUGGGAGGCCAAGGCACAAAUACUGUUCUUCCUGGUCAUCUUGGUUUCCUUCAUUAACUAUCUUGUGGGGACAGUGAUCCCAGCCACCGCUGAGAAGCAAGCAAAGGGCUUCUUCAGCUACCGAGCUGAUAUUUUUGCUCAGAACUUUGUGCCCAACUGGCGUGGACCUGAGGGCUCCUUCUUUGGCUUGUUUUCCAUUUUCUUCCCAUCUGCAACUGGUAUCCUGGCUGGGGCCAACAUAUCAGGUGACCUGAAGGAUCCUGCUGUGGCCAUCCCCAAAGGCACCUUGAUGGCCAUCUUCUGGACCACUGUGUCCUACCUGGUGCUCUCUGCUACCAUUGGUGCCUGUGUGGUCCGAGAUGCCUCAGGCAGCCUGAACGACAGCGUGGCCGUGGGCUCGCCGGGCUGUGAGGGACUGGCCUGCAGCUUUGGCUGGAACUUCACCGCCUGCAGCCAACAGCAGAGCUGCCGGUACGGGCUCAGCAACUACUACCAGAGCAUGAGCAUGGUGUCUGGAUUUGGCCCCCUCAUUACAGCAGGGAUCUUUGGUGCUACCCUCUCCUCAGCAUUGGCCUGCCUUGUCUCAGCCCCCAAAGUCUUCCAGUGCCUCUGCAAGGACCAGCUCUAUCCUCUCAUCGGCUUCUUCGGGAAGGGCUAUGGGAGGAACAGCGAGCCCAUCCGUGGCUACAUGCUCACCUAUGUCAUUGCCAUUGGCUUUAUCCUCAUCGCUGAACUCAAUGCCAUUGCCCCCAUCAUCUCCAAUUUCUUCCUCUGCUCCUACGCCCUCAUCAACUUCAGCUGUUUCCACGCCUCCGUCACCAACUCCCCAGGCUGGAGACCCUCCUUUCGGUAUUACAGCAAGUGGGCUGCGCUCUUUGGAGCUGCUGUCUCAGUGGUGAUCAUGUUCCUGCUGACCUGGUGGGCAGCCCUCAUUGCCUUCGGGAUCGUCAUCUUCCUCCUGGGAUAUGUGCUCUACAAAAAGCCAGAUGUCAACUGGGGCUCCUCCAUGCAAGCCAGCUCCUACAACAUGGCCCUCAACUACUCAGUGGGGCUGAGUGAAGUGGAUGAGCACAUCAAGAACUACAGACCGCAGUGCCUGGUACUGACUGGCCCACCCAACUUCCGCCCGGCACUGGUGGAUUUUGUGGGGACCUUCACCAAGAACCUCAGCCUGAUGCUCUGUGGCAAUGUGCUGAUUGGACCACGGAAGCAGAAGAUGCCAGAGUCCCGGCUGAUGGCAGACGGCCACACUAAGUGGCUAAUGAAGAGGAAGAUCAAGGCUUUCUACACAGAUGUGGUCGCUGAGGAUUUGAGAAGUGGUGUCCAAAUGCUCAUCCAGGCUGCUGGCCUCGGGAAGAUGAGACCUAACAUCUUAGUGCUGGGCUACAAGAGGAACUGGAGGACGGCAUCUCCACAGAGCCUGGAGGACUACGUGGGCAUCCUGCACGACGCUUUUGAUUUCAAGUACGGCGUGUGCUUAAUGCGGAUGAAGGAAGGGCUGAAUGUUUCCCGCGUGCUGCAGGCACACGUUAACCCCACAUUUGAGGCAGCAGAGCACCCCAAGAAUGGCACUGGCAGCAAAGCAGCCCCAGGCACAGCAGCAGACCCCACUGCCUUGGCCAGUGAGCAGCAGGCGAGCACCGUCUUCCAGAGCAAGCAGGGCAAGAAGACCAUUGACAUUUACUGGCUCUUUGAUGAUGGAGGUCUCACGCUGCUCAUCCCCUACCUCCUGGGGCGCAAGAAGCGGUGGGGAAAGUGCAAAAUCCGGGUGUUUGUUGGCGGGCAGAUCAACAGGAUGGACGAGGAGAGGAAGGCGAUUGUCUCUCUGCUGAGCAAGUUUCGCCUUGGUUUCCAUGAGGUCCACAUCCUCCCCGACAUCAACCAGAAACCCCGGCCAGAGCACAUCAAGAGAUUUGAUGAACUCAUCGCUCCCUUCAGGCUGAACGAUGGCUUCAAAGAUGAGGCCACAGUGAAUGAAAUGAGACAGGGCUGUCCCUGGAAGAUUUCUGAUGAGGAGAUCGAUAAAAACAGAGCCAAGUCGCUCCGACAAGUGAGGCUGAAUGAGAUUUUGCUGGAUUACUCACGGGAUGCAGCACUCAUAGCCAUCACUCCGCCCAUCGGCAGGAAGGGCCGCUGCCCCAGCUCCCUCUACAUGGCCUGGCUCGAGACCCUCUCUCAGGACCUGAGACCCCCCAUCAUCCUCACGCGAGGAAACCAAGAGAAUGUGUUGACCUUUUACUGCCAAUAAAACCUCCUGCAUUCCUGA